AAUGUCAAUAAAUUUUUAAAGUGAUGUCAAAUUAAAAUUACAAAUAAAUUAUUUCUUGGAGAUUUGGAAUUUGAUAAAAAAUUAAUUUGUUUCGUCUUUUCACUUUAAAAACUAAAGUUAUGAAGUAUAUUUCAGUUUCCUUGAUAUUAACUAUAUUUUUUGCUGUAUAUGUUAUCAAUACAAUAUGGACUUUAGCUGAAAUGUUUAUACCGCCGGAAUGUAGUCGUGGCGAUAAAUGUUUUCAUAACUAUUUGGCUUUAAAUCCAGUACAGCAUUUAGUGCUGUAUACUUCAGUUAAAAAGCAUCCCUAUGAAAAUGGAAUGUAUGAAGGGUCUGUCAAUAAAGUGCAUACUUCCCUUAAGUUUGACUACCAUAGUCCGUCAACAAUGACUUUGACAUUAAAAAUUCCCCGCAAGACGCGCAAUAAUGGAACCUUAUUUAUGCAUGCCGUACUAUUAGACGAACGAAGACUUUACGACGACUUUAUAGAUAUAUUUCGUUCUGAGUCUGUGCAUACAUUGUCGUUAAUUACAUACACUGAACCUGAAGCUGCAACAUUUAAUCUACUGCAAUCCAAAAGUAAAGGAGAGAAUAAAAAGGACAAACAUGUAAAGCCUUAUGCACACAUAGCUACAGUAGCACCACUGUCAAUUCUGGUGGAUAAUUUGCAUUUGCCUGCAGCCAAGAUACCAGGAGAAUUAUACCCUUAUAUGAGGAUUCGUGAUAAUUUGUUCCUGCCAAUCAUCCAACACAAUAUACUGAAAUCACGAAUAUCUCAUUUACAACUGUUAAACAGCAGUACUUCUGAAGUUAAUGUGACAGUUAACGUGUCACCCAUAUCAUACGGCUCAUUACGUUUAGCCAUACAUGUGCGUUUAGCAUUGGAACAAUUUCAUGUGUUGGGUUUUAGUGACAAGGAUGUUGACGAUGUUAAAGGAAUAUUUGCAGAUACAAAUUUGUAUUUGCUCUCUGCAACGGUUUUAAUUGCAAGUUGUCAUUUGCUAUUUGACUUUUUGGCAUUCAAAAAUGAUGUGUCGUUUUGGAGUCGUAAACAGACGUUUGCUGGAUUGUCUGUUAGGACUGUCUUCUGGCGCUCGUUCUCCCAGCUGGUCAUCUUCUUUUACCUACUGGAUGAGCAGACAUCCUUACUGGUGCUAGUACCAGCUGGUAUUAGUGCUAUAAUAGAGUUAUGGAAGGUGACGAAGGUGCUCCACCUACGCGCGUCGUGGGCCGGCUGGCGCGUGUGGCGCGUGCGCGUGUGGCGCGAGCGAGCGGACGCGGGCGAGCUGAGCACGGCGCGCGCCGACCAGGAGGCCAUGCGCUACCUGUCGCUGCUGCUGUACCCGCUGUGCAUCGCCGGCGCCGUGUACUCCUUGCUCUACGUCGCGCACAAGAGCUGGUACUCGUGGGCGCUGCACAGCGUGGUCAACGGCGUGUACGCGUUCGGCUUCCUGCUGAUGCUGCCGCAGCUGUUCGUGAACUACCGGCUGCGUUCGGUGGCGGCGCUGCCGUGGCGCGCCUUCAUGUACAAGGCGUUCAACACGUUCAUUGACGACGUGUUCGCGUUCGUGGUCACCAUGCCCGUCGCCCACCGCGUCGCCUGCUUCCGCGACGACCUCGUGUUCCUCGUCUACCUCUACCAGAGAUGGCUAUACCCUGUUGAUCAGUCUCGUACCGACACCGCGGCCAGUAUGGACGAGAACCCCAAUCAGUUGGAGCUAAGCAAGAAAAAGGAUGAAUAAUAAAUAUCCUUGCAAUGUAAAAAUAAUAGAUAAAUUUAAUUUAUACGUGUCGCGAGGCUAUGGUGCUAAUUAGCGCGCUAAUAUUUCCGAGCCCAGUGUCCCUUUUGUCUGUGCGUCGAUGUAAAAGGCGUGCACAUUCCAUAAUAUAUCUAUGGUAUAUAGCUAAGAAAUACGCUUAAAUAAAGAAAAAUCAGCAACUCUCAAAUUCUAUGACUGAACAGACUAUGUUCUCAAUUCAUUGCCUGUCCCAUAGAGACUGCAAAAAUGAAAUGAAAUAUUCGCAAAUUGUCUUAUCUUUCAGUUUAAUAAUUUAAAUAUUGCUGUAUCCCAUCUUUUGGACUACUAUUAAGUAGAAACUAAAAAAAAAACAAAAACUAAAUACUAAAAUACUAAAACAAUAUUGUAUGUAUCUAAAGCCUAAUUACUGACUAAUUAAUUAUUAUUUAUUGUAAUGCAUUUUAAAUGGACUGAGAAGAUUCUUUUUGUUCCUUCUAUAUCACUUCUACGACGCCACGUUCCUUGUAGUUGUAGUAAAUUAUAGAACUAAUUGUCUAUGGUUAGUAUAAAAUUUACAAAUGUUUAUAUUUGUUUAUGGAAAAAUUGUGUUGUGUAAUUGUUUUUAUUUAUAAAUAUUUAAUUUUUUUAGAUAAUAAAUAUGCUCUCGUACCUACAUUGUUGACGUGGAAAUUGCCUUAAACGACGCCAGUGGUCCUAGAUAUGCGUCAACACUCAUAUCGUGAAGGGAAAAAGAAUAUUGUCGACCAAUGCGAAAGAAUCCAAAAAGUCACUUGUCUUUCGUUGCGAUGGGUCUUAUUAUCUUCGCAAGAUUUUUCGCGGCAUCCUAGGCCUUCUGAAAUUCAUUCAAAGAUGGCAAAGCUGACACUUAAAGAUGUCUUGAAUUGUUAAAAAUAUCAUAUAUUUUAAAAUUUUCAACAUUUUAUUGACAAUACGAGCCAUAACGCUAUCGACCACGAUGGUCUAUAUUUUAUCUGUUUCAUGAUAUCACGUAAACCUUAACAAAACGUUUUGAUGUUUGAAAGAAUUUGUCUUUACAUACGUUUUGUGGAAAAAUUGUGUUGUGUAAUUGUUUUUAUUUAUAAAUAUUUAAUUUUUUUAGAUAAUAAAUAUGUUCUCGUAUAUUGUUGUCAUAUUCUCUUCGCAAGAUAUUUCGUGGCUUCCUAAGCCUACUGAACUCGGCCACGAUGGUCUAUAUUUUAUCUGUUUAAUAAUGUCAUGUAAGCCCAUAAACACUAAACCUUAACAAAACGUUUUAAUGUUUGAUAGAGUUAUCUAUUAGAUAUUAAUAAGUUUAAUUAUUCAAUGACAUCCAGUAACAUCGUGACGUCACAAAAUGGACGACAGCGUUUUUGACAUUUGGAAAAAUUUAUUAAAUACAUAAUUUUGAAAUUGAAUUCUCUAUGAGAACCUUUUAUUAAUUAAUAUCGAUAUAUUUCCAUGUCUACGAAAUUAAUAUUGUUUAUAUUAAAUUUGAUAGGAGUCAACUACGCUAUUGAGGCCUGAACAUAUUGUAUAGGUGAAUCUUUCCUGAAGUGUUUUUGGUUUUGUAUAUAAUUUGUGUAUGUUUUGUUCGUAAUGUUUGUAUUAAAUUUUUUUAAUUAAUUAGGUAGUUAAUUUUGAUAUUUCUUGAAAAAAAAGAUGAAUUCAUUAUUUUAUAUUAUAUUUUAUUAUCUACUAUUAUUAGUUUAAUGGCCUGCAGAUAAAAGUUACCAAAAUUUACAUUAUAAUGAUAAUAUUCUGUUUAAGAGUGUAAUAAAAGGAGAGACUGCUAUAGCCAGGCAUCUCUUUUAAUAAAGGUUGAAAGUUUGUACCUAUAUAUAGGUAAAGGACAUGUCCCGAAAUGGGCCUUUAUUAUUUAUAAUUUACAAGCGGGUUGGUAGUAUUUUUUACGGAUAGAAAAAACUUAUUGUUGUUUAAAAAAGAAUUUUCAGAAUUUUUGGAACCAGCAUUAAUUAAAUAAAUAUGUAUUUGUUUCGCUUCCUUGUCUACAAAUCAAACGUAGACCAUACAGAAAAAGUGUUCAAAACAGCCAAUAAAAAUAACUGAAAUUGAAUUCAUAUCCGGUGUAAGCUGUCAAUGUCAUGAAAUAUUGUCAAAUGUCAAUAAGAAACUUUAAAUCGUAAACAGAAAAGCAAGAAACAAAAAAAACCAUAAAUUGCUUUAGAAACGUCUUAUACGAACACGACUACGCGAAGAUCACUGAAAAUCUGUCAGGGUGUGAGUUACAAGCAUGUUGCCAUGGAUAAAAAUACUCAAUUAAUGUUGUCAGUUAAGGAAAAAAAUACAUUUUAUUUCAUUAAUAAAAAAAAGCAGGUUCCAAAAAAGUUUUUGUUCUUUUAAGAUAAAAAUAAUUUGUUCUGCCUAGUUGACUCUCGGAAUAAAGGCCCAGCCUCCAUACAUCUCCAAAAUUGGGACAUAUCCUUUCCUACAUAUUAUAGCUAAGUAUGGCAAUCAAUUCUGAAAGGGGAAUGCCCACCGGACAAUACAACGUCGGCCUAGGGAACCCAGGUAUGCCCCCACAUAAAAGUAUACGGAGAUGAUAAUAUGAUGUAUAAAAUAUAAGAAUCUGGUUAUUUUUUUUUAAAAGAAUAUUCGCCAUAUUUUUUGAAUAUGUUCAAUAUUCCCAUUCACCUCCAACUAUACUAAUAGCAUUAACAACUGAGUCUUAGGGCCAUAAAUCAUUUCUCUAUAUCUAUCUCGCUUGCACUUAUGGGUCUUAUGGAGCCGUCUAGUGAAGGGUGUAACAAUGAAAGACAUAUUAUCGAUAAGUAAAGUUUAUUAUCGUAUCUUGUUCACAAAAUUAAAAAAAUUAACAAUAUUUGAUUUAAUAUAAUACAUAUUUCAUAUUAUAUAAUUAUUAACUAAAUAAAAUUAAUCUUCAUCUGAGUCUUCAUCAUCAGAAUCUUCGUCUUCUGCCAAAUUUAUUAUAUAUUAGUAUCCAUAGUGCGCAACGAGUAACACAUGAAUGUAUUUAUUUAAUUGCAGUAAACACAUUUAUAGCAAAAAAAAUACGCAAUGCAAUUACAUUAGAAACCGACCAAUCAGAAUCGUCCAAAUCAUUAUUGACUCAUCAUUAGCACGUGCGCAGGUAGCCGUUUAUCGAUAAUUAGGGUGCGCAGGUAGGCGCGCUGCACAUUCCUAUCUUUUUUGACUUUUAUGACCGGACGACUCAGAUGAUAAUGCGCAUACUAUAGUUGGGAAAGACUGACGACAAUAGACCAACGGGGCGGGGAUCAAACCACCACCCCUCGGUGAUGAGUCCGACCGCUCUUACCGUUGACCUAUUGGGGCUCUAAAUUUUUAUAAAAGUAUGUUUUUUGAAGAAAACUUUUAAUUACUCUUCUUGAGAAGUUUGUGUACCAAAGCAGCGAAGUAACAUUCAAUGCUGCAUGUUACCAUCAAGCUUAACAAACAAGAAAACAAACACACAAACCAAUAAUAAGUCUUCAAAAAAUGUCGUAAAAUUCAGGCGACAGUCAACGAUCAUUGCUUGUCUCCGUUGGAGACAAAUUAAAAUUGAAUUGAUAAUGUCGUAAAACGUUGUAGCAAACUUUUUUUGAUGAUGUAAUGAUUUCAUUAUUAAGAUUGAAUUAUCAAGAUUUUUUAGAUGUAAGGCUGGUUUUGGAGUCACGCUGACAAGACGCUGACCGUCGACGCUGACAGACGAAAUGUAUGAACUCCUAGGGAGCGUUUCAGAUUAACGCGUAGCUAGCAAUGCCGACGGUCAGUGUGACUCUAAAACCAGCAUUAAUAAAUUGCUGGGUGGUUAGGGUAGGCCUGGGCCGGGGAUGGGCGUUCCCUUUUGGACUAGGGAAAGAAUCCAAACCAGGUCAUUCAAAAUUCAAAAAAAAAAAUGACAUUUUUCGAUCACUUCCCCAACCUUUCGUUGGAGACUGAAUAAGUUCUCUUUACAAAAAUCUUCAACGGUGUUUUUUCGAAGGGUUGCAGCGAGAACAAGUGGAGACACAAAAAAAAUAUAUUGCUUUAUACUUUGACGGUUGUGAGGGUAAUAAAGAAGAUAAAUUUAAUUUUAUAUGAUUUUUGCUUUCUGUUGUCUUCUUUAUUUAUAAACUAUAGCAAAUUUAAUAGCAUGUCAUAGUUACAUAUAAUACCUACGCAUUAAAAUAUGUCCGAAGUUUCCCUAAAAUAUCCAUUUGUAUCUUGGUCGCUUCAUGUUAAGUGUGCUUUAUUCAUUUAGUUAGUGAAAAAGUUGUGUAUUAUUUAUAUAAAAAUGAAAUGUUUUGUAUUGUAGUGUAUGGUAAAUUAAAAAUAAGCAUUCCUGAACACAGGGUUGUGCUCAAUAUUAAAAUAAAGAUGUUUACAUUUUUUA
Molecule: messenger RNA, 6090 nt
Organism: Bicyclus anynana (squinting bush brown)
Lineage: Eukaryota; Metazoa; Arthropoda; Insecta; Lepidoptera; Nymphalidae
Product: lipid scramblase CLPTM1L
Exons: 8
Coding region: 120-1742 (540 amino acids)
Cellular component (GO): endomembrane system; membrane
Source: RefSeq, a predicted model, not a curated record